Molecule: messenger RNA, 2046 nt
Organism: Rotaria sordida
Lineage: Eukaryota; Metazoa; Rotifera; Eurotatoria; Philodinida; Philodinidae
Source: the annotation of a GenBank genome assembly
AUGAGAUCAUUUUUUAUUGGAUUAUUUUUUUUACUUAUUGUUUCAUAUUGGGCUCAUAUUUUUCUUACACGUGAAAUUCAUACAAAUGAAUUAGCUACUGUUAUUAUUGACAAUAGUCCUAUUGAUAAUGGUAUAUGUGAAUGUCGAUGUUGUCUAUUAAGUGGUACAAUGUGUGAAACUAUAAUACGAUAUAGUAUAUCAUUUAAAAAAAAUUUUUCUUGUGAUUUAUGUACAAAUGAAUAUUGUACUAUGAAUAUUAAUGAAACUGAACAAUGUGAAUGGAUGCAUACAAUGAAAGCUAAUUGUUAUCAAUAUGAAUCUCGUCAGAAAUCUUUAUCAUCAUUUGUCAAUCUGCUUUCUUUUUUAUUCGUAUAUAAGGCGCAUAUAUUCAAAUCUAUCAAAAUGAUGAUGGAAACUGUUUGUGAUCCGUAUGAUAUUCUAUUUGGUGACCCAAAGUCACCAACAUCAAAUGGUUUACUUUUUACUAAUGAAGUUACGCUUAGUGAUUUUAAUAACGAUCCAUUAUCGAUAAGUCCAAUAUUGAAUACAAUAGAUAAUGCAGAAUAUUCAGAAGAUCAAUUUGAUCCUGUUGCUUUUGACGCAUUUUUAAAUGAUUUUUUAUCAUCCGAACCAUCAUUGUUUAUAGAACAAUCGAUUGAUCUUCCAUUAACAUCAUUUGAAUCUGAACCAACGACACGUGAAAUUGGUACUGACCCCAUGGAACCAGUACCAACAACACGACCUAUUACUAUAACAACAACUAAUAUAAAUCAAUUAACUAAAACACCUAUUAUUCUUAUUCAAACAUCGAAUAAAACUGCAAAUGGUAAUUCAUUACGAAUAGAAUCUGUACCAUGGACAACAACGGUACCAACGGAAAUAUAUAAUUUACAAUUCGAUCCUUCAUCAUCAACAAUAAAUGAUUAUCCAAUGGAAGAUAUUCUACCAUUAACACCAUCAACUUCAAGUGAAUCACCUGAUGAAACAAGUUCAAAUUCACCAGAUAGUUCAGAUAAUGCUUAUUCAAAAAUGUUAACAAAUUUUGAUAAUUUACCUAGUACAGGUCCAUUAGUUUUAACUAAUGAAGAAUUAAAAUUAAUUAAACAAGAAGGUUAUCAAGUUCCAACAAAAUUACCAUUAAAUAAAACUGAAGAAAAAAUUUUAAAAAAAAUUCGACGAAAAAUUAAAAAUAAAAUUUCAGCACAAGAAAGUCGUCGAAAGAAAAAAGAAUAUGUUGAUGCACUUGAAAAACAAAUUACCAAAUAUGUUGAUGAAAAUAAUGCGCUCAAAGAACGCAUGGCAACUAUAGAAAAAGAUCAAAAAAAAUUAGCACAAGAACGAGAUUUACUUCGAUCAAUGAUUAACAAAGGAUUGCCUGGACCUAGUACAGCUUUAAUGGUUUUUGCAGUAUUUUUUGCCGUUGUUUUUGGUAUUUGGGCACCUGUAACAAAUAAAUCAUUAAACGAAGAUAGAUCAUUAUCAUUAGAAAAUGCACUCCUACCAUCAAGUAAUUAUCAAUCUGCAUUUACAUCAUCACGAAAAUCUUUACUUGAACAACAAGAAUCUACUCAUUCAAAUUAUGUUACUGAUAAUUAUAAAUCUCGUGUACUUCUUUCAAUUGAUGAACAUGAUAAUCAUCAUCAUCAUCAUGGACCAUAUUUACCAUCAAAAAAUAAAUAUCAAUCAACAUUUCAACAACAAACAGCUGCACCUGGUUAUACAUAUCCAAAUACAGUUGAAAAAUAUAUGAAUAAAAAACUUAAUUCUGAACAAUUCAUUGAAAAAAUACAUAAUGAUAAUUAUAAUUUAAAACGAUCAUUUAUUGAUGAAUCUUCAUCAAUGGUUCACGCACAAGAACCAACAUAUAAAAAAAUACGAUCAAAUUAUCAUGUCAAUGAAAAUUUUGUUGUUAUUGAAGAAACAAAUGGUGAAAAAGAUAAUGUUCUUAAUGAAAGUAAACCGGUAAAAAUUAUUCGUGUCGAACGUACCAUACCAGCGAUUGGAAAUGACACAUUAAAAUUAGCUCAGCAUAGAGUAAAUAAAUGA